Bombyx mori (domestic silkworm) is the source of this 2902-nucleotide messenger RNA. RefSeq names its product sarcosine dehydrogenase, mitochondrial (gene Sardh). Gene Ontology annotation, molecular function: sarcosine dehydrogenase activity; protein binding. Bases 39 to 2789 code for a protein of 916 amino acids. Gene Ontology annotation, cellular component: cytoplasm; mitochondrial matrix; mitochondrion. The record is from RefSeq and is a predicted model, not a curated record. The transcript is spliced from 16 exons. NCBI's taxonomy places the organism in Eukaryota, Metazoa, Arthropoda, Insecta, Lepidoptera, Bombycidae.
GGGAGUGACCGCGUAUUCGAUUUAGUGUUCCGAAAAAAAUGUUCAAAGUCAUACGAGACGGCAGCGUUAGGGUAAGAGCAAGUAAUUUCCUAAAACGAUCCAAUACGAUACGAUUUUCGAGUGGCGCCGGUUCCAAAGAUGAGGUCGUGUCGUCGGCCGAUGUUGUUAUUAUCGGGGGAGGCAUAGCGGGCUGUAACACGCUCUACCAGCUAUCGAAGCGAGGCGUGAAUGCGGUUUUAUUAGAAAGAGCUAAAUUAACAAGCGGAACGACAUGGCACACCGCCGGAAUGGUAUGGUCCCUUCGACCGUGCGAUUUGGAAGUAAAAUUGCUUCGAGAUUCGAGAACUGUAUACAGCGCGCUCGCGAAAGAAGUAGACGAUUACGCCGGAUGGAUAAACAAUGGAGGCAUGUUCAUAUCAAGAAGCACGGUUCGUACACAAGAGUAUUUACGUCUUCAUACUUUGGGUAAAGCAAUGGGAAUCCCCAGUGAAGUGUUGGACCCUCAUGAAGCGCAGAAAAUCUUUCCACUGUUGGACCCAUCAGCGUUCAAAAUGGCUCUUUACGCAACGGAAGACGGUACUAUCGAUCCGGCGAUGGCUUGCAGUGCGCUUGUCAAGGUUGCUAAGAAGAACGGUGCAAAGGUUUACGAAGACUGUCCGGUUGUUGACGUUCAUUAUUCGCACAACCUGCUCGGAAAUAAGGAAGUAACCGGGGUACACACGGACCGAGGUUUCAUUAAGACCAAAUGCGUGGUGAACUGUGGAGGUGCUUGGGGUGCAAGAGUAGCCAGGUUUGCGGGAGUACCUUCAUUGCCACUGAUACCUUUCAAACACGCGUAUAUAGUGUGCGAAGCUAUCCCUGAAAUAAGAGGUGGACCCAACAUCAGGGAUCAUGACACGAGCUUAUAUAUAAAGGUGCAAGGGGAAACCUGCAGCAUUGGAGGUUACGAGGGAAACCCACAUAUGUUAGAUCAGGUACCAGACAAUCUGCAGUUCCACUUGUACGAACUGGACUGGGAUGUGUUCGGUGUUCAUAUGCAAAGCGCCACGUCUCUGUGUCCCAAGCUCGGGACGACGGGGAUCAAGAGUACGAUAUGCGGUCCAGAGUCGUUCACGCCUGACCACAAACCUUUGUUGGGAGAAGAUACCAACGUCUUUGGUUUAUACCACAACUGCGGAUAUAACUCGGCCGGCAUGAUGUUUUCCGCUGGUUGCGCCAUACAAAUGGCGGAAUGGAUCACCAAAGGCAGGCCGCACUACAACAUGUUCUCGUUUGACAUACGUCGCUUCACGCCCGCGCAAAUGUCGAGAGCGCACUGGAUGCGCGAGAGCAGCCACGAGUCGUACGUCCGGAACUACAACAUCGUGUUCCCGAACGACGAGAAGCUGGCGGGCAGGGACGCCAGCCACGACGCGCUGCACCAGGAGCUGGUCGACGACGGAGCCGUCAUGCAGGCCAGGGCCGGCUGGGAGAGACCCGCCUUCUAUAUACCCGGGGAAAAGAUAAGAGUUCAGCAGUAUGACUGGGGCGGUACCAACGAUUAUCCGAGGAACAUCGACCAACGCUACGAAGACAUCUUGAAGGGAGAAUACACUUUCGGUUUCUCGAAGCAUCACGAUUUGAUCGGCAAAGAGGCGCUCGCCUGCCGGAACGGGGCCGCGUUGUUCAACAUGUCUUAUUACGGGAAGUUCUACCUGACAGGACCCGACGCUCAGCGCACCGCCGACCUGGCCUUCACGGCUGACUUAACUAAACGAGACGAAAGGGUGAUGUAUUCUCUACUUCUAAAUGACAAAGGCGGUGUCGAAGCCGAUGUUACUGUCAGCAUUAUGGACGGUGGCAGUGGACAACUGCACGAACCUAUAUUCAAAGGUCGAGGGUACUACGUGGUGACGAGCGGUUUCAGUGCGAACCACACGUUGGCACAUUUGAGGCGGAUCGUGCAAACCCACAAACUCAGGGCCACCAUCACUGAUGUGUCGAAACAACUUUGUAUCCUCAGUAUACAAGGACCUAACAGCCAAAGAAUCCUCCAGCGCUACACAGACGCAGGGCUAUCGAACGACGCAUUCCCUCUUAACACGCACCGGAGUAUCCACGUAUCGAAAGCUCCUUAUUCCCCCGAGAAUAAGACCUACACUUGCCGAGCACUGCGCGUGGCCUGGGCCGGCGAGCUGGGCUGGGAGCUGCACAUCCCCUCCGCGAACGCUGUGCAAGUGUACCAGGCUCUGAGGAAAGCGAAAGGCCUGACUAAUGCAGGAUGGAGGGCUCUGACCUCUCUCAGUGCUGAAAAAGGUUAUCAUCUAUGGAACGCUGAUUUAAGACCGGACGACAACCCCAUCGAGGCGAACCUUGGUUUCACUUGCAGGAAAGGUGGCGAGUAUAUCGGGAACGAGUACGUAACGAAGGCCCUCGCUAAUGGCGUAACUAAGAAAUAUGGCUACUUCACACUUGACGACAAAGUUGCUUUGUUCGGCCACGAAGCUAUAUUCAGAAACGGCGUGCCGGUCGGAUACCUGCGACGCGGAGACUACGGCCACUAUCUAGACAAACCAAUAGGGAUUGGUUACGUUACGAACAAAGACUCGAUCGUGACCAAAGAGUAUUUGAAAGAAGGAAACUACGAGAUAGAAGUGAUGGGACAGAAGUACAAGGCGACGUUUCACUUCAAAUCCCCUUUCGACCCUCACGGGCAAAGGCUGCUCGGAAACUACGGAGAUCAGGGCAUGGAUGAGAACACGCACGAACCUCACGCUGGACAAAACGAACGGGCUGGCGGCAGUGAAUAAUAGCUACUUACUUGCCGUAUCAUACCAACAACUCUUUGCACAAUUUUUUUUUUUAAAUAUAUGUAACGUUCUGUGACUGAUGAAGUUUGAAAUAAAAAAAUAUUUUAACAUAA